Messenger RNA from Heterobasidion irregulare TC 32-1, 403 nucleotides. RefSeq lists its product as uncharacterized. Lineage: Eukaryota; Fungi; Basidiomycota; Agaricomycetes; Russulales; Bondarzewiaceae. Bases 56 to 403 code for a protein of 115 amino acids. The record is from RefSeq and is a predicted model, not a curated record. The transcript has 3 exons.
GACAUAGCAUCAUCGUAGAUGAGCUUUCCAUUGCAGUUCACUCAUCUUACUCGAUAUGUCAUUGACGCGCUUUAAGCUGGUUUUUUUCACUCCAAGCAGCUCAACACGCAAAAUCUUAGACCACCUCUUCGAAAAAUAUCCAGAAGAAUUAGGCAAGAUCGGUCAGUACGACCAGUGCGCGUUCAUCUCACGCGGAACCGGCCAGUUUAAACCCGCUCUUGGGGCCAAUCCAGCGAUCGGCUCCGUGGGCAACUUAGAGUUCGUGGAAGAAGAUAGAGUCGAGCUGGUGGUGAAUGACAAGGGAGGGGAACAUCUGGAAUUGAAGAAAACUAUCACAGAACUGAAGAGCGUUCAUCCAUAUGAAGAAGUCGCAUACGACGUGUACCCGCUCGCAGACUUUUAG